Molecule: messenger RNA, 908 nt
Organism: Myxocyprinus asiaticus (Chinese sucker)
Lineage: Eukaryota; Metazoa; Chordata; Actinopteri; Cypriniformes; Catostomidae
Product: harmonin-like
Exons: 3
Coding region: 135-584 (149 amino acids)
Source: RefSeq, a predicted model, not a curated record
UGACAAAGACUUCCUCUGACAAACUUUCUCAAGACCCUUUCUCAAGACACUUCAUGCAGUAUGUGUAACUGCAUUAAGACCAUCCUUCUUGUCAUUUUGUUUGGUUGGAUCAUUUCCUGGUAGCUUUUUGAUAGAUGAAUCAACAGAAUUGGCACCACAUCACAGUUUUGUGUUCAUGUAAGACUUAUGUUAUCACUUUUGCUCUCAUAGCAUUCGGUUGGUUCUACCGUUACGAAGGGAAGUUGCCUACACUCAAAAAGAAAGGAAAAGAGACAAAAAAGAAGAAGAAGGCAUCCAAGACUGACACUCUCCCAGCAGAGAAAAAGAAUAAAAAAGAGAUGGAGUUUGAGUUGAAGCUUGCAAAGGAAAAGGAAGAGAUUCAUGAGCGUGAGAAACAGAUGAAAAUCAGCAGACUUCUGCAAGAGGUGUCAGAGACAGAGAGAGAAGAUCUAGAAGAGUCAGAGAAGGUGCAGCAUUGGGUGGAGAGGCUCUGUCAAACCAGACUAGAGCAGAUCUCCUCAGUGGAAAAUGAGUCUCCGGAGGUAAACACCAAGUUCCACUCAAGGAAUCCUGCAUUGUGUUGAUGUUAUCAAAAGGUGCUUUUCCACCAUCAAGCUGAGCGGUAAUUGUUGCGGAAUCGUGCCAUCGCCAUGUCACUAAAACAGUUAGCCCAGUAUGGUUCUCUGUUCUAAGUAUGGCUAGCUAACCUGCUGAGAAAUCUUGUUUGGGAACGAUUUGUAAUUGUACCAUGCCAAACCAUCCUCAAGUGGAAAUGCUACUGGAACCGUUACUCACCAUGCUCUGAACUGUUUGGCCUGAUGGUGGAAAAGCACUGUUGUGUGUUGAUCUUUGCUUCUAUUCCAGAUUGAGUGAGUUGGUUGGUUCAGAGUUUUAAGCAAUUAAAGUGU